Messenger RNA from Populus euphratica (Euphrates poplar), 937 nucleotides. Its product is annotated as homologous-pairing protein 2 homolog. Gene Ontology annotation, biological process: homologous chromosome pairing at meiosis; meiotic joint molecule formation; meiotic strand invasion involved in reciprocal meiotic recombination. Gene Ontology annotation, molecular function: recombinase activator activity; double-stranded DNA binding. The record is from RefSeq and is a predicted model, not a curated record. The transcript has 2 exons. The coding region runs from base 114 to 488 and encodes 124 amino acids. Gene Ontology annotation, cellular component: DNA recombinase auxiliary factor complex; condensed nuclear chromosome. NCBI's taxonomy places the organism in Eukaryota, Viridiplantae, Streptophyta, Magnoliopsida, Malpighiales, Salicaceae.
GGUAGCAAAAUAGGCCAUUGAAUUCUCAAAAUGUGGCUGACUUGUUGCAAAAGUUCAACCUAAAAAAGGCAGCAAUACAGAAAGCACUGGGUAAUCUUUCGGAUAAUGGGAAGAUGUCGUUUAAGGAGUAUGGUGAGCAGAAGAUACAUCUUGCCCGGAAAGACCAUUUUAACAUUCCCAACAGCCAAGAGCUUAAUCAGAUGAAGGAAGAAAAUGCUAAAUUGCAGCAACAACUGGAUGAACAGAAGAGAGCUAUUAGUGAGGUUGAGGGCGGUCUGUUCUAUACGCGGCCCUUAUGUGUUCCAAAGAACUUUGUGAAUUUCAGGAGAAGUAUUGCUAACAAAAAUAUGAUUGGAGCUGGGUUGAUGUACACAAUUGCAGAAAUUAGAACCUUGGAGUUGAAUCUGACACUGGAACAGAUACGUCAUAAAGAAGCCACUCUGAGGAAGGGGGUAAAUUACGCGUGGGUUUUUGAAGUGCUUCUUUAGUGGAGUCUUUUGAAGUUGUUUCUGUGAAGAAGAAUGGAUGGAGCUCAGGACUUUUGAUUUCCGUAUCAGGUUAGGAAAUGGAAGACAAAUUGGUAAAAUUGCGCGAAGGAGUUAGGUCAGGACAGAAGAGCGGAAGGCAAUUGAGGGAAUGUGUUCAGAGAAAUUAAGUCAGUGGAGAACAAGGAUGUUCAAGGAUGUGUGGGGUGUCAUAACUGAGAACUCACCCCAGGAUCUAAAAGAAUUUAAGGUCAUCCUUAUAUCUAUCCUGUUUUGCCAGCACACGCAAUCUGUCUUCGCAGGAGUUGGGUUUAAUAAAUAUAUUCACGUUUUUGCAGGAGGAUCUUGGACUUUAAUAUGAUGAAGAUGUCGGUGUGAGCUUGCAGUCAUUUAGUGGCCUGCUGCAACAUUGCAAGAAGCGAGCCAGAGGCCAGAAACUUUAUAGAUUCCUC